AUGCAACGAGUUCGCCCUGGCCUUUCUCUGCUUGGGGCAUGGAGGUCACGACCAAUCGAGCCCGCUGCUUCAAAUGGACAUUGGUUCAUUUUUGUGGCUAUAGACUACUUCACAAAAUGGGUUGAAGCCUCAUCCUAUAAGGCUGUAACUAAAAAGGUUGUAGCAGAUUUUCUUCGGGACCACAUUAUCAAGCAUCAGAACUCUACAACAUACAGGCCACAAAUGAAUGGAGCCGUAGAGGCCUCCAACAAUAACAUCAAUAAGAUAUUAAGGAAAAUAAAGGAAAAUUACAAGCAAUGGCACAAAAAGCUACCGUUUGCUUUGAUCGGGUAUCGCGCCACUGUUCGCACCUCCACUGGGGCAAUCCCUUACCUACUGCUCCAUGGCACCAAGGCCGUUAUCCCUGCCAAAGUCGAAAUUCCUUCCUUAAGGAUCAUACAAGAGGCCGAGCUCAGUGAUACGGAAUGGGUACGAAACUGGUAUGAACAACUAGCUCUCAUUGAUGGUGAAAGAAUUAACGCAACGCGACAUGGUCAACUAUACCUGAACAGACUAGCAAUAGCUUUCAAUAAAAAGGUUAGGUCAAGGCAAUUCACACCGAGGCAAUGGGUGCUGAAACGAAUCUUCCCACAUCAGGAUGAAGCAAAAGGGAAAUUUUCACCUAACUAG
Molecule: messenger RNA, 669 nt
Organism: Nicotiana attenuata
Lineage: Eukaryota; Viridiplantae; Streptophyta; Magnoliopsida; Solanales; Solanaceae
Exons: 2
Coding region: 1-669 (222 amino acids)
Biological process (GO): DNA integration
Molecular function (GO): nucleic acid binding
Source: RefSeq, a predicted model, not a curated record